AUGAACCCGAACGGCAUCGGAGUGCAGGAAAUGCUUCUCAUCAAUCGCCUUGUCAAUGGGCGGUGUGGCAUGGCCCACGUCAGAUUCCUACCCACCCUUUACCCUGAACACCCUGCAUUCCAUGCAUAUUACGAGUCUGGACGAUCAGGGCACACUAGCUAUAGGCCAAGCUCGGAACUUGAGGUGGCCUCGCCACAAGACAACCAACACAGGAUGCCGCCCGACCAGGCUCGGAACGAGCUCACCAUCGAUGAACCAUCCAUACCAUCCACUUCUCGCUCUUCGCCUCUGCCCUUCCCAUCUACGCCGUCUUCGGCUUCAGCAUUUGUCUCGUCUCCUCCAAACAAUCUUAGGAUUAUUCUUCCUCCAGGUAUUCCCUCGACACCCUCCACCCCGGAUCACACGACCUACAACGACAGUCGCCACACACGUCGCCCCACGCUGCCUCGCCACAUUUCCAGCCCACCUGAACAUUCUACCAGUUUCCGGUCUUCAUACAGAGGAGCAGACCGCCAGGGUAAUGCCUCUACACUCGUGAACUUGACUCGCAGGCUCUCGAGAUAUGCCGGGCCAUCGCCAGAGCAGCCCGAAUGGACCGUCUUUGGCCAGAUCAUGGACAGGGCGGAUUCUACUGCUACUGCUAGGCCAGGUCUUCGAUCACAUCCUUCGGCUCGGAUGAGUCGGAGGAUCCCCAGUUCUCGCUCGGUGCCUCACGUUGCGGCCGUUUCUGAGGUCAAUGACGAGGACUUUGCGCCCUCCGUGUUGCAGUCACCUGUCUCUGAUCCGGAACUGGAUAGACAUUUCCCGCACUCUGUGCAUCCGGACACGCCCGCGUACUCGACUUCGGAUGACGAGGAACGUACGGAGGACGAUGAGGAAGAGGAAGAGGAUGGGUCGACCGAGGAUGGUAGGAGUUCGUCGUCUUCGAGCUCGGAUUCUGGGAGCCUACGGUCAAGGAAUGGUGAUACACCUCCGCCGUGGUAUUCGUGGUCAAGAGUUCCCACCAUACCCACGCUCUACCGCAAUAUCUUGAAGUGCAGCAUCGCGUAUUUUCUGGCGUCGUUGUUCACGUAUAAUGACUUUCUCUCCGGUCUCGUCACCGCACUCGCUACCAAUAAUGCUGAAAACCGAUAUCCUUCUCCUUCUGGACAUAUGGUGGCGACUGUAGCCGUGUACUACAAUCCAGCCAAGACGAGAGGUGGCAUGCUUGAAGCCGACCGGUACUGUCUCAUGGGACUUGCUUUUGCGGGGUUCGUGUCUCUGGGAAGUAUGAACAUGUACAAGUGGCUGGAACAAUUCCAGGCUCUCGACUGGUUGGCCGAUGUUUUAGUGAUCGUAUGGAUUGGGCUUGGAAUGUCAACUGUGGCGUGGAUGAAGAUAUGGAUGGCGAAGCCGACGUUCAAUACAGCCUGCAGCAUGUUCGCCAUCAUCCUCUUCGUCGUCGUCGUGAAAGAAGGCGGCCUGCCCAUGCUUCUCCAAGUCGCGCUCAUUGUCGUCAUUGGCUCUAUAGUUUCGAACGCAGUUUGCUAUAUUAUAUGGCCCCAAUCGGCCACCCAAAAUCUGCAAACGAACAUGAUAAAAACACUCGACUCUUACUCCACCCUUCUCAACCUCCUCACAUCCACAUUCCUCCUCGAAGAACCUCUGCACCAUCCAUCUCAAGAGAAAAUCAAGAAAGCAGUCGCGGACCAUCAGGCUUCGUUCACCAGUUUGAAGAAGAACUUGAGCGAGGCGAGGAGUGAGGGGUGGUUUGGAGGGCCGAAUGAGGGGAGUUUGGGCGUGCCUGGGAGUGGGACGGGAAAGGCGUACCAGGACGCGGUGGACAGUUUGACGAGAUUGGCGCAACAUCUCAGUGGGUUGAGGAGUGGGACUAGUAUGCAAUAUGAGUUGACGAAGACGAGAGUCAAUGUUGGCAGGAAGGGGACAUUGAAGCGGAAGGCGAGUAGGAAGGUACCCAGCAGUGCGAGCCAGGGUAAUGGAGUCUACGCGGUGGACAAUGGGAACGGCAACGGGAAGGCAAAUCAAGGUGUUUCGGUGAAUGUGAUGGAUGCGGAUGCGGAGACGAUGUUGAAGGCUGCGGCGGCCGUAUUCGGAGAUCUGGUGGAGGAGCUUGGCCCGCCAUUGAAGCCGCUUGUGAACACGUGCAUGGAUGCUAUCAAGCGGCUACGAGAGACUUUUGCCCACAGACAUCGCGCCGGCUAUAACGUCGAAGUCUCGGACUUCCUACAGCUCGCGGACGCGAUCGAGAGGGCGUUGUUCACGUUUGAGAGCACAUCGAAUCAUGCGGUCCUGCGGCUUUAUAAUAGGGGCGGCUUUUCUGGUCUCAACUCGCGUGGGUCUAUCUAUUCGUUGAACGACGAGAAUCCAGUAACGGUCGGGAGCGAGAACGAGAAUAUAUUCCUAGUUUAUUUCUUUAUUUUCACGUUGCAGGAGUUCGCCCGUGAGCUCGUCUCCCUCAUCGAUGCGAUGGGCAGGAUAUAUGUUGCGGAGCGUGUAGCUGCAUCUGAACCGUGGUGGAUCGUGAGGAUCCCCAAAAUGAUAUUCCGAUCGUUGAAGAAACGCUUGAAGAAAGAUCUUCACUCCACUGUACUACCUCGAACUCGAGGCCGCACCAAUACUCAGACCCGCUCCGGACUCACACGUCGCAUUUCUGCAUACAUAACUAGACCCUCUACACCCACUCACAUCACUUCCUCCUUCCCAAAAAUCAAGCCUCAUGCCCCCAACACGAUCCAGACUCCCGCCGCAUCCGAACUAUCCCGUAUCGGUCGUGUGAAGCAGUACAUGUGGGCUCUUGGGGACAGGAUGAGAGGGAAGGAUAUUAAGUAUGCGGUUAAGGCCGGGAUGGCGACUGCGAUGUUGGCGGCACCAGCGUUUUUCUCGACGACGAGGCCAUGGUUUGUGGAGUAUAGGCUGGAGUGGGCGUUGAUUUCGAGGACAAGGUCUGAAAGGAGCUGGCUCUUGUCAGUUUUUUGUGGUGAUGUCGCCUACGAUCGGAGCGGCAUCACUAUUAUACCCUCGUCCAAUCCUCCAAAAUUUACAAGUCUACACAGAUUUGGAGCCGUCACCGCCGCUUCCAUAUACACGUUGUUCCCCGACAAUGCCGUCGUCCUCUCCAUUUUCGGGUUCUUCUACUCCCUGCCGUGCUUUUACUACAUCGUCUCCCAGCCACAGUACGCGACUACUGGGCGAUUUGUGCUGCUGACGUAUAAUCUGACGUGUUUGUAUUGUUACAAUACACGGCAGAAGGACGUCUCAGUGGUCGAUAUCGCGUUUAGGAGGUCGUUGGCUGUCACGGUCGGUGUUGUGUGGGCAUUUUUGGUUUCGAGAUUCUGGUGGCCAUCGGAAGCGCGUAGAGAAUUGAGCAAGGCUCUCGGAGAAUUUUGUUUGAACAUCGGAUGGCUAUAUACACGACUGGUUGCGUCCAAUUCGUUCUCUCCGGAGGCUGUACAGGAGGGCUUUGAUGAGGACGAACCGACGGAAGAGAGCAGCCUUAUCCCUAGGAAACCAAAGACCACGCUGAGCAACUCCAUCGAAGAGUUUAUGUCGAUGGAGCUCCAUCUACAGAUCAAACUUCUUGAGCUACAAGACCUGCUCAAGCAAACGCAACACGAACCGCGACUGAAGGGGCCAUUUCCUACCCAGUUAUAUCGCUCCAUUUUGACCAGCCUGCAAAAGAUGCUGGAUAAUCUACAUAGCAUGCGGUGUGUGACUACGCGGGAGGAAUGGUACACGAGCGUCCGACGUGACUUCAUAUUACCCGUGAACAAAGAGCGAAGAGAGAUGGUUGGGAAUAUCAUACUAUAUUUCUCGACUUUGUCUUCGGCAUAUAGACUCAAGGUACCACUUCCACCAUAUCUUCCACCAGCGGAGAAAGCCCGACAGAAUUUGGUCAAUGCCAUACGCCGACUCGACGUCGUCAAGAACCGAGAUAUCCGAGUCUCGCGUCAGCUCCUGUUUUUCGCGUAUGCACUCACUAUGCAGAGCAUCACCAAAGAACUGGAUUACCUUGGGCGUACGACGCAGGAUGCAUUCGGGGUAAUCGGAGGGAGUACGGAGAUGUUCGAGGAGUUGUUUAGGGAGCAGGCGAUGGGGGCAGAGGCUUCGCACUUUCGUUGGUUCCAUGAGUUAUUCAUAAUUUAUUUCUGUGGAGAUGGCCGUGUGUCCCACGUUCAGCCUUAUACAUGUAGGCAACGCCUUUUAGUUAGAUGCGGGACAGGCGAAGGUUGGAUCACUCUCACAGCACACCAGAACCAAUCUUUAUAUCCCAACAAUCCCAUCGUACCUCCAGGUGCACCCCGAGUAAAUAUACUGAACGGGACUGUUGUUGGACUUGAUUUACCGGAUUACGGGCAGCAAGCCUUCCUCGGCAUUCCGUUUGCCCAGCCUCCAACUGGGCGUCUUCGUCUUCGUCGUCCUUUGCCAUACGAUCGUACCUUUGGCGAAGACGGGUUCGUCGCGACCAAGUACUCGGGUAUAUGUUGGACGAAGUAUGGUCAAUCUGCCGAUGGUAGUGAUUUACCACAGGACGAGGAUUGUCUCACGAUCAACGUCGUACGUCCGAAUUAUACAAGCAAGGGCUAUGCUCUACCCAUCAUGCUUAAUAUCUACGGGGGCGGUCUGAUUGGUGGAGGUUCGGCCAUGAAUAUCUACAACGGCAGUUUUCUCGUCCAAAGAAGCAUGGAACUCAACACCCCAGUCAUCUACGUUUCCUUCAACUACCGGACUAACUCCCUGGGCUUCCUCUCAAGCUCUACCCUCGUCGAUAAAGGACUCGUGAACCUCGGCUACUACGAUCAGAGACUUGCGCUACACUGGGUCCAGACAAACAUUGCUGCAUUCGGUGGCGAUCCCGCUAAAGUCACAAUUUUUGGAGAAAGCGCAGGAGGGUGGUCCGUUGGUGCUCAUCUACUAGGUCAUGGUGGAAGAGACGACAGACUAUUCCGCGCUGCCAUUCUCCAAAGCGGACCACCACAAAAUGCGAUACGUGGUAAUACUUCCAAGUUCGACGAAGCCUUUGCUACCGGGCUGCGUGCUGCAUCCUGUGACGCUACUGCCUCGUUCCCACAGAGUAGGGUUUCUGGCCGUGAUGAAGAAGAAGUUCAACUAGAUUGUCUCCGUUUGUUGCCUAUCGAGGAGUACAGGAAGGCUUUUGCUGAUGCGCCCACGAGCGCGGUGAUAGAUAAUAACCUUGUGAGGAAGGGGCAGAGCCCUUCAUGGUCGUUUCCGGCGGGGAGGUUUGUGAAGGUGCCAGUCAUUCUGGGAGGUACUACGGAUGAGUUGUCUACGCUGGUCCCGAGUGGAUUCAACAGCGAGAGCGCUAUUGUCGACCGGGCAAUUAACAAAUGGGGCUUCAACCGUUCCACAGUGGCGAAGUUAAUGGCAUGUUAUCCUGAUGAUCCCUACAUAGGCAUACCAGCCAACACUGGUUCCUGGCGGCCUCCUUCCGGCACACAAGACAAGCGUGUAUUUGCCCUCAUGGGUGAUUUAACAUUUCAUGCAGGCAAUCGGUUCAUGGCUGAGCAGUUAGCGAAACAUUCUGUACCUGUGUGGAAGUAUAGCAUGGCACUGUCGGAACAGAUGCAGAGGGCGUGGAUAUCUUUUACCGUUCAUCUUAAUCCGAACAUACUGUCUGUCCUCGGACCCACACCUAUUUGGCCUGUUUACAACCCGAAAAGAUACCCUCCGGGUGGUCAAAACUUCGUGUUCCAGAGCGGAGGUUCGGUUAUCGAGAAGGACGAUUUUAGGGAUGAAGGGAUGAGGGUGUUGCUUGAGGAUGUGUUGUAUAACGGGUGGACGUACCCGGGAUGGUCAAAUUUGUGA
Molecule: messenger RNA, 5823 nt
Organism: Stereum hirsutum FP-91666 SS1
Lineage: Eukaryota; Fungi; Basidiomycota; Agaricomycetes; Russulales; Stereaceae
Exons: 32
Coding region: 1-5823 (1940 amino acids)
Source: RefSeq, a predicted model, not a curated record